This is a messenger RNA of Micropterus salmoides (largemouth bass), 3846 nucleotides long. Its product is annotated as cytochrome P450 4B1. Gene Ontology annotation, molecular function: monooxygenase activity; iron ion binding; heme binding. Bases 67 to 1614 code for a protein of 515 amino acids. NCBI's taxonomy places the organism in Eukaryota, Metazoa, Chordata, Actinopteri, Centrarchiformes, Centrarchidae. The record is from RefSeq and is a predicted model, not a curated record. The transcript is spliced from 12 exons.
CCCCUCACUGUUUCUCAUCGAGCAAAUAGGCCAGCAUUUGUUGCGUUCAGCACGGGCAUCAUCGGGAUGGAAUUAACUGAAGCUUUCGUGAAUGUUCAGCUGGAAUGGCUUCACAUGCAUCACUUGUUUGCUCUACUUUGCCUUGUUGCAGUCGUCCAUAAAUUAAACAUUUUGCUCGCUAAAAGAAGGGAUGCGUUUCGAAAUACUGAAAUUUUUCCAGGACCGCCGGGACACUGGCUGUUUGGACAUGUUUUAGAGUUUAAACAAGAUGGGGAAGACCUGGACAAGGUGGUGAAAUGGGGAAAGCAGUACCCUUAUGCUUUCCCAUUGUGGUUUGGUCCCUUUGUUUGCUUCCUUAACGUUCAUCAUCCAGAUUAUGUGAAAACCAUUCUGGCAUCAACAGAGCCAAAAGAUGAUUUCGCAUAUAGGUUUAUUGAGUCUUGGAUUGGAGAAGGCUUAUUAGUGUCAAAAGGUCAGAAGUGGUUUCGGCACAGAAGGUUACUGACUCCAGGUUUCCAUUAUGAUGUUUUGAAACCAUACGUUAAGCUGAUGUCAGAUUCAGCUAAAACUAUGUUGGACAAAUGGGAAGUUUAUGCAGACACCAAUGAGUCCUUUGAAUUGUUUGAACAUGUAAGCCUCAUGACACUCGACAGCAUCUUGAAGUGUGCUUUUAGCCACAACAGCAACUGUCAGACUGAGAGUGGGAAAAAUGCAUACAUCAAAGCAGUGUAUGAGCUCAGUGAUCUAAUCAACCUGCGGUUCAGGAUAUUUCCAUACCACAACGACCUAAUAUUCUACUUCAGCCCCCAUGGAUUCAGAUACAGAAAAGCACUCAGGGUGGCUCACAGUCAUACAGAUAAAGUCAUAAGAAAGAGGAAAGAAGCUCUAAAGGAAGAGAAAGAGCUGGAUCGCAUACAGGCCAAGAGAAACUUGGAUUUUCUGGACAUCCUUCUGUUUGCAAGAGAUGAGAAGCAGCAGGGUCUCUCAGAUGAAGAUAUACGAGCAGAAGUGGACACCUUCAUGUUUGAGGGCCAUGACACCACAGCCAGUGGUCUCUCUUUCAUCCUGUACUGUCUGGCCUGCCACCCAGAGCACCAGAAGAUUUGCAGGGAUGAGAUCAUUCAAGUUCUGGAUGGCAAGGACGCCAUGGAGUGGGAGGAUCUGAGUAAAAUUCCAUACACAACAAUGUGCAUAAAAGAAUCCCUCCGUCUUUACCCUCCGGUACCGGGAGUGUCCAGAAAAAUCACCAAACCCAUGACCUUUUUUGAUGGAAGGACUUUACCCGGAGGUUGUCAGAUUGGAACAAGUGUGUAUGGGCUUCACAGGAAUGCAGCUGUCUGGGAAAACCCUGAUGUCUUUGAUCCUCUGCGUUUCCAUCCAGAGAAUGCUUCCAGCAGAUCACCUCAUGCAUUUGUUCCCUUCUCUGCUGGGCCAAGAAACUGCAUUGGUCAGAACUUUGCCAUGAAUGAGUUGAAAGUGGCGACAGCCCUGACACUGAAGAGAUACCAGCUGGCAGAGGACCCCGCUUGGGAACCCAAGAUAAUUCCUAGGCUGGUGCUUCGCUCACUCAAUGGUAUCCACAUCAAGAUCAAACCUGUAGACCCAGAAGAGUAAAGUGAAAAAAGCUGCAGGAAAUGCUGUAAACCUGGAAAAUACAUAACUCAGUUAGGGAAAUGUUGAUCUAACACACAGAUAAUGAUGAAAUUAUCUGUGCAGUAUUUUAUUUAGUGACUGAGAACGUUUUAGGGGGAAUUACUGCCUGAAAAAGAAAUUUGUAUAUUCUAAUGAUUUUCUCACACUAAACAGUUUCAAUGACACAUUUUUGUGAAAAGGGAACUGGACCUAUAUUAUGGUAGGAUAUUUUCACCAAAUCAGUUUGUAAUAAUGUAAAAGUUUGAAAAAUGACAGUCCUGUCUUCAUUUAUAAAUUAAUUAUCCAAGAUAAAUACAUUUAGUGGUUCUUAGUUUUAGUCGUAGUGGAGGCUGAGUCAGGAACAGGUCAAAAGGUUUCACCAUGCAAUUUCAUAAAGCCCAUACAUUUGUUCUGCAUAAAACAUUAACAGUUUACUACCAGUGAUGACACAUUGUCUGCUUAAACAUUAAACAAAAUUUACUGCCACUGUGUGAGGAUUCACUUUUGAGUUGAACGAAUAGUAAAGAACCAAAAUACCCCUGAGACAUGUGGUCAGUGUUUACCUUCAGAAUAAAGUUGUAGGAAGGUGCAGUAUGCAAUACAAUAGACUCUAAAUACACUUUGUUUUCAGUCUGUGCUGUUCACUAAUGUAUAUAAGCCAUCAAAUGACUUGCCUUUAGAGGACCUUUCAUCAGGUAUAAAUUUGGAAACAGGCAGUUAAUAUCAGAAAGUGCAAUUCAACAUCAGUUACAACUGAAAUCACUGUAGAGUUGAGUCAAAAGUAAUUCAUUUUUUAUUUACAGUCAUAUGAUUACAAAAUCCACACGCCCACAAGGACAAAAAGUCACCAGCACAGUUUGUAAACGUCUGCCUUUGAUCUCUGAUCUUCAACCUUUUUCUUAUUUAAAGAUCCCAUGAAAUGGCCAGAGAAAUUCCUAGAAACAGCUCCUUCCUGGACAGCAUUUUUAGUGGUGCGAACAAGGUCCUUGAGUCCGACCACAUCCGAUCUUUCUGCAUGUUCUACGAACUUCAACCGCCUUUCUAACUAUAACUACUAGCCCCUGUGUUUACCUAAGAGUGUUACUUUCAAUGUAAUGUCCCACUUCUUUCGAAAGGAACUACAAAGAGGUGUUGUGGCAGCAUUGUGGUGAAGAUGAAUACGAUACACUCUGACCACAACAUCUUGGGUGUUAUUACAGAUAAGGGCCUCUACUGUAGGUCACUUCCCCACUCCUGUAAUUUACUGUCACUGCUCUACUGUUCAUCUUUGAAUAAAAGCUAAAUAAAUUAGCAAAAUUACCCUUAAAAAGUAAUAAUAGCAUUUCAUGGGACCUUCACACUUGGCCUACGCUCUAUAUAAACCAAUUACAUGGUGUUCUGCCUGUUCGUUACACAUUUGACACGGUUAUAUAUAUUUUUUUUGUUACUGUGCAAAGACACUGUUACUAUGUCUCAAGUCAGUUCAGGGCAAACAAAACAUGAACAGUAUAUUGUAUAUAUUUAAUUGUACUUAAAAACUUAAUAAAUCCAGAUCAUUCAGUUUUUAGUAACUUUUUAUUCUGGUGGAAUUUGUUACUAUUCUGCCAUUCCAAUUCAGCUAUUUAACAGUCCAAUUACUCACCAAGUAGAAAACUGUAAAAUCCUUGUAUUUAUCGUUUAAUGGAGCUGGGAAAAUAGUCAAACCAUUUAAAACUCAAUAUAGUGGGAAAAGCCAAAGGACAAAUAUGAUCAACAUACUGUUUGGACAGCGCAAAUGGCUUUUAUCUGCAGGAGAAUCCAAAUUGAUAACUAGAAGCACCACUUCCAUGAGAUGCCACAAAUAGAUUUUGGACAAGGUUAAGAUUAGUGAAAAAGGCCAAAAACAAUGACAUCUGCAAGUCUGCAGCCAAACCUUCCCCGAAAACAUUUGUGCACAAAUCACCUUCGUGGCUUGUAGGAGAAAUACAAGACACUUCAUUCAGUUGAUGUCACAUCAGUCUAACACGUGAAACGGAAAUGUUUCAGUGAGUAAAACAUUUAAGCACAUUAUAUCAAUAGGUCUUCAAAAUAAAAAGCAGCCCUGUGUUUUGAUAGAAACUGACUUCAUGUAUGGAUUCUCUGGCUUAUCUGACUUCUCACAGUAAAAUAUCCAAUAUAAAAGUACUUUGUGCCAUUUGUUUAACAGCAUUAUCAAAAUUCCCAAAAAGUGGAAAAAAAAUUAGUAAAAAAAAAAAA